UAUGAUGUUUUGCAUGCAAGAUGAGCUUGCUGGUGAACACAUGACAGGCACAAAGGGUGCCUCUUGGCCUGGGGUGGUCUGGACCAGUAUAAAAGCUGGUCCAGCUGCAGGCUCCCUCAUCCACUUCUCUUACCUUCUCCUCCUUGGUGAACAAGGUGAACCUUCAUCCCUCAGCCAUGUCCUGCUAUGACCUGUGCCGUCCCUGUGGCCCAACCCCUCUGGCCAACAGCUGCAACGAGCCCUGUGUCAGGCAGUGCCAGGACUCCCGGGUGAUCAUUGAACCGUCUCCUGUGGUGGUGACCCUGCCCGGACCCAUCCUCAGCUCCUUCCCCCAGAACACCGCUGUGGGAUCCUCCACCUCCGCUGCUGUUGGCAGCAUCCUGAGUGAGCAGGGUGUGCCCAUCAGCUCUGGGGGCUUCAGCCUCUCUGGCCUUGGUGGCCGUUCCUACAGCAGAAGGUACCUGCCCUGCUAAAGCCCGGCUGGACGUCCAGAGCUGCAUCAACCAGGAAGCCCAAAUCCAUGUGCCGGACUGAGGACGGAGCUGCAGGCCAGGGUUUCCAGAUGGGCUGAGCACUGUCUUACUUUCCUGUAAAGGAGGGAGGGAAUCACGGUACCAGCCUGUGCUGUCUGGAAACUCGGCCAACUGAUGUCGUCUUCUUCGCCUGCUUUCUUCUCUGCACCAUGAGUCCCUGUUGUCUGCUGCUGUCCUGCGCCACCGGCACAUCCUGCAUCAAGUUGAGAGGGUUCCUGCUCAUCAUCCUCUGCUCAUGUGUGUAGGAGGAAGACGUGUGUUCCAUUGCUGUGAAGGAGUGCCUGUCUGUCAGCUGCCCUUGUAGCAGCCUGCACCAGGCCCCUUCCCCCAUACCCUGCUUUGUUUCAUUCUUUAGACUCAUUAAAAGUUAUGACGCAUUGUAA
Messenger RNA from Columba livia (rock pigeon), 916 nucleotides. RefSeq names its product feather beta keratin-like. The coding region runs from base 177 to 473 and encodes 98 amino acids. Gene Ontology annotation, cellular component: intermediate filament. NCBI's taxonomy places the organism in Eukaryota, Metazoa, Chordata, Aves, Columbiformes, Columbidae. The transcript has 2 exons. Gene Ontology annotation, molecular function: structural constituent of cytoskeleton. The record is from RefSeq and is a predicted model, not a curated record.